Molecule: messenger RNA, 4984 nt
Organism: Gasterosteus aculeatus aculeatus (three-spined stickleback)
Lineage: Eukaryota; Metazoa; Chordata; Actinopteri; Perciformes; Gasterosteidae
Product: poly [ADP-ribose] polymerase tankyrase-1
Molecular function (GO): protein binding; NAD+ poly-ADP-ribosyltransferase activity
Source: RefSeq, a predicted model, not a curated record
AUGGCGGCGUCUCGUCGUUCCUCGCAGCAGCAACAACAGCAAAGUACUUUGCAGUCUCCGCCGAGAAACAGCUUCAUUUCAGGCGCUCCCGCGGCCUCUCCGCCGAUGUCUCUGCUGACCUCCGGCCCUGUACCCCCGGAGAGCGAGAGGGAAUGCAGCGGAGGGAUCGAGGCGGCUGUGGCCUCCCCGGACUCACCCGCCGCGGUCCUAGCGAGCAGUACGAGCUUCACCAACACCACCUCCACCUCCGGCGGCGGUAGCGGCAGCAGCGUCUCAAGCCCCGGUUCCGCAGCCGCCAGUCCCACCGACGGGAGCAGCGGCGUCGGCGGGGCGUUCAGGGAGUUGUUCGAGGCCUGCCGCAACGGAGACGUAUCCCGGGUUAAGAGACUUGUGGACUCCGUUAACGUAAACGCGAAGGACAUGGCUGGAAGGAAAUCGACUCCCCUUCACUUCGCUGCGGGUUUUGGUAGAAAAGACGUGGUGGAGCACCUCCUGCAGACGGGGGCCAAUGUUCAUGCCAGGGACGAUGGAGGACUUAUCCCCCUACACAAUGCCUGCUCAUUUGGUCACGCAGAAGUUGUCAGCCUCCUUUUGUGUCAGGGGGCAGACCCCAAUGCUAGAGACAACUGGAACUACACUCCGUUGCAUGAGGCAGCCAUCAAGGGAAAGAUUGAUGUUUGCAUUGUGUUACUCCAACACGGUGCUGAUCCAAACAUCCGCAACACUGAUGGAAAAUCUGCUUUGGAUCUAGCCGACCCUUCAGCCAAGGCUGUUCUCACUGGUGAAUACAAGAAGGAUGAACUUCUAGAGGCAGCAAGGAGUGGAAAUGAAGAAAAGCUGAUGGCACUGCUGACUCCGUUGAAUGUCAACUGCCAUGCAAGCGAUGGCCGUAAGUCAACAUCCCAAAAAAUGCUGUCUACACCACUGCAUCUGGCUGCCGGCUACAACCGGGUCCGCAUCGUCCAGCUCCUUCUGCAGCAUGGAGCCGAUGUUCACGCCAAGGACAAAGGAGGCCUUGUUCCACUUCACAAUGCCUGCUCCUACGGUCAUUUUGAGGUCACAGAGCUUCUGCUGAAACAUGGAGCAUGUGUGAACGCCAUGGACCUGUGGCAAUUCACUCCUCUCCACGAGGCAGCAUCCAAGAACCGAGUAGAGGUGUGUUCCCUGCUGCUGAGCCACGGGGCCGAUCCCACCUUGCUAAACUGUCACAGCAAGAGCGCGGUGGACAUGGCUCCAACUCCAGAACUUAAAGAAAGGCUCACCUAUGAGUUCAAAGGUCACUCGCUGCUACAGGCAGCCAGAGAGGCAGACAUGGCAAAAGUGAAGAAGACGCUGGCUCUGGAGAUCAUUGGCUUCAAACAUCCUCAGACCAAUGAGACUGCUCUGCACUGUGCAGUGGCUUCCCCACACCCCAAGAGGAAGCAAGUGACUGAGUUGUUGCUGCGCAAGGGUGCCAACAUCAACGAGAAGAACAAAGACUUCAUGACUCCAUUGCACGUUGCUGCUGAGAGAGCUCACAACGACAUCCUGGAAGUGUUGCAGAAACAUGGAGCAAAGGUAAAUGCUGUGGACACGCUGGGUCAGACUUCUCUUCAUAGAGCUGCACUGGCUGGUCACAUCCAGACCUGCAAGCUGCUGCUGAGCUACGGGGCCGACCCCGCCAUUGUGUCUCUGCAGGGUUUUACCGCUGCGCAGAUGGGUAAUGAGGCUGUACAACAGAUUCUCAAUGAAAAUGUCCCCACGCGUAAUUCUGACGUGGACUACAGAUUUCUGGAGGCAGCCAAAGCAGGUGAUCUGGACACAGUACAGCAACUUUGCACACCCCAAAACGUAAACUGCCGGGACUUGGAGGGCCGCCACUCUACUCCUCUUCACUUUGCAGCUGGUUACAACCGAGUGGCUGUCGUUGAAUACCUUCUGCACCAUGGAGCUGAUGUCCAUGCCAAAGACAAGGGUGGUCUGGUUCCCCUCCACAACGCAUGCUCGUACGGUCACUAUGAAGUGGCUGAGCUGCUGGUCAGACAUGGAGCGUCGGUCAAUGUGGCCGACUUGUGGAAAUUCACCCCACUUCACGAGGCUGCAGCCAAAGGCAAAUACGAGAUCUGCAAACUGCUGCUCAAACACGGAGCCGACCCCUCAAAGAAGAACCGUGACGGCAACCAGCCGCUGGACAUGGUGAAAGAUGGAGAUACGGACAUCCAGGACCUGCUGAGGGGUGAUGCCGCCCUGCUGGACGCCGCCAAGAAGGGCUGCCUGGCCAGAGUCCAGAAACUUUGCUCCCCUGAAAAUAUCAACUGCAGAGACACACAGGGGCGCAACUCCACCCCACUCCAUCUGGCUGCCGGGUACAACAACCUUGAAGUGGCCGAGUAUCUUCUGGAGCAUGGAGCUGAUGUCAACGCCCAGGACAAAGGAGGCCUUAUCCCUCUUCAUAAUGCUGCCUCUUAUGGGCAUGUGGACAUCGCAGCCUUACUGAUAAAGUACAAUACGUGUGUGAAUGCUACAGACAAAUGGGCUUUCACACCCCUUCACGAGGCAGCGCAGAAGGGUCGUACACAGCUCUGUGCGCUGCUGCUGGCUCAUGGAGCCGACCCCACAAUGAAGAACCAAGAGGGUCAGACUGCUUUGGACCUGGCCACGGCCGACGAUAUCCGGGCACUGCUGAUGGACGCUAUGCCCCCAGACGCCCUGCCCAGCUGCUUCAAGCCCCAGGCCACUGUGGUCAGUGCCUCAGUCAUUUCCCCCGUCUCCACGCCAUCCUGUCUGUCGGCUGCCAGCAGCAUAGACAACCUUGCCGGUCCGCUCACGGAGCUGGCCACCGCCGCGGCUGCCUCCGGGUCCUCCGGUGUGGCAGAUGGAGCCACAGGCACUGACCGGAAGGAGGGGGAGAUGGCCAUGCUGGACAUGAAUAUCAGUCAAUUCAUGAAGAGCCUGGGCCUUGAGCACCUGAGGGACAUCUUUGAGAGGGAGCAGAUCUCUCUGGAUGUGCUGGCUGACAUGGGUCACGAGGAGCUGAAGGAGAUUGGAAUUAAUGCUUAUGGCCACCGACAUAAGCUCAUCAAGGGUGUUGAGAGGCUGCUUGGUGGCCAGCCAGGUGGCAACCCCUACCUGACUUUCCAUUGUGCCAACCAGGGCACCAUCCUGAUAGACCUCGCUCUAGACGACAAGGAGUACCAGUCUGUGGAGGAGGAGUUGCAGAGCACCAUCAGGGAGCACAGAGACGGAGGCAACGCUGGCGGUGUGUUCAGCAAAUACAACAUCAUCAAGAUUCAAAAGGUGGUAAAUAAGAAGCUGAGGGAACGUUACACGCACCGCCAGAAGGAGAUCGCAGAUGAGAACCACAACCAUCACAAUGAGCGGAUGUUGUUUCACGGAUCCCCGUUUAUCAACGCCAUCAUCCACAAAGGCUUUGAUGAGCGUCACGCUUAUAUAGGGGGGAUGUUUGGAGCAGGAAUCUACUUUGCAGAGAACUCCUCAAAGAGCAAUCAGUACGUCUACGGCAUUGGUGGCGGCACAGGGUGCCCGACGCACAAAGACCGAUCCUGCUACUUGUGCCACAGGCAGAUGCUGUUCUGCCGAGUGACCCUGGGAAAGUCCUUCCUACAAUUCAGUGCCAUGAAAAUGGCCCACGCCCCCCCAGGACACCACUCUGUGAUUGGGCGGCCCAGUGUAAAUGGCCUGGCCUACGCUGAGUACGUCAUCUACAGAGGAGAGCAGGCCUACCCAGAGUACCUCAUCACCUACCAGAUCCUUAAACCGGAGAUCGCAGCCCAGUCUGCUGCAGGGAUUGAGCAGAAGUCCUAGUCUGUUUUAUGUCUUUCACACCCAGGACACUAUUUUCUCCUUUGUGUUGCAAAUGCCCAAACAGUUUUAUUUACCAAACACAUUUCCAGUCUCCUCUCCAGUAGAACCCAUGGUGACCAGUGCUUCAUGAGCAGAUAUGUUGUAUAAUACUCUCCUAUACAUGGUGGUGACACCCUUUGUAGUUUAUAUUUUUUGCAUUGGCUGCAUGUUAGUACAGAAGCAUGUAAAGCCCAAAAGCGUGUGUGGGUUAGGUCUCUCCCCCUCACCUCCUUAUCAAUCAGGAGGAUGCUUGUAGAGUCUGUGAAGUAUUGGCAUUAACAUGUUUCCACUUUCAUGCCUUGUAACUGCGCAGAUUCACAAUCUCACCUGUAUGUAUGUAUACACACUGUCUCACUAUCAAAGCCUGAAACCUGUGGAGUACUACUGCCCCACCGCAUCUGGGUUCAUCCUGUAUAGAAUGGCCUCUGGUAACUGUGAUUUUAUUGCUAACUUAAUACAACAGCUAACAGCGUAUUGUUGCUAAACUGUAAUGCUGAAAUUCCAAACGUUCCCCCCAUGAACACUACACACCCUGAACUAAAUUGUUUUAUUGGUUUUAUUCAGGACAUGCGGGAUGGAGAAAGAAUUCUCUGGACUGUCAAAUCACAAAUUCCGAGACUAUUUUAUUGCCAUUACAAUAUCAGUUUGAUUUGAGAGAAAAAAGUGUGCUCAGUAUCAAAGCAGAAAUGCAAUGUAAGGCAUCAUAAUUACGCAAUCCCAUACUAAAGAAACAAAUGUAUAUUUUAAAAGCAGCAUUUUUAUAUAUAUAUAUAUAUAUAUAUAUAUAUAAUGCUGCUUUUAAUGUGUGUGUUUUUAAAUGUGCUUGUGAUGCCUUACAAGUUAACACCUGCUAGCCAGCGUGAACUCAUCCAACACCUUUUCCGUCGCCAUGGUGUUGCUCAGACAUCCCAUGUUAAGGAUUUGCACUUUUACAUAGAAGCCUAUUUAAGUUAUUUUGAAUUUAAAAUUGCAAGUUUUCGGGAAAAAAUAUUUGUACAGGUUGUGUAAAUGGUUGUGUAUAACUGUUGCUGUUUAACAGUAUCUUGAGUUCAACUGUAAAUUACAUUUGAAUUUUCCUUUCAUGCCUUCUUGAUUCUCCCAACUUUUUCUUUUUUUUAAAUAAAUGUCCCAUUAACAGCUA